This is a messenger RNA of Heterocephalus glaber (naked mole-rat), 1605 nucleotides long. It is a transcript of the gene Luzp4, whose product is annotated as leucine zipper protein 4. Lineage: Eukaryota; Metazoa; Chordata; Mammalia; Rodentia; Bathyergidae. The record is from RefSeq and is a predicted model, not a curated record.
UCGGGUUGGUAGAGGCUCCUCUGGGGCACGAGCCCUGCGAGCUCUGCGCUUGGGCUUCGUGGAGUCCCACUGAGGAGAUGGCUACCAGGUCAAGCCUGACGGCUCCGUGGAAGGGGAUGACAGCCUUUCAAGGCAGAGGAAAUGUGUCCUUUCUAGAUAUGUCUCUAGAUGACAUUAUACUCCUUAAAAACUCAGGAGAUGGCAGCACUGAAGAAAAAAAGGGCAAGUUUGAGGAUGAUAUGAAAAAGCCAGGAACUUCAGGAGAACAAUCGGAUGCUCAUGAGCAUCCCUGGCAGAGAGGACAUGCAAAACACUCUAAGGAAAGAAGUGAUAAUGAUAGCGAAUCCAAAUCCGGCCAAGAAGAUUCUGUAUCCAAAUCUGGACAAAGCCCUUUAAACCAGCAGCCUUUACAAAAGCAGGAGAAAUGCAACGAUGAUUAUAAGGCUCAAUUGGAGGAAAAAGAGCAACAGUCGGAAGGAAAUCGAGACAACUUAGAGAGAUCUCAUGAUCAACCCAAGAGAUUUCAUGGGCAAUCAGAGAGAUCGCAUGGCCCCUCAGGGAGAUCUCAUGGCCACUCAGAGAAAUCUCAUGGCCACUCGGAGAGAUCUCAUGGCCACUCAGAGAGAUCUCAUGGCCGCCCGGAGAGAUCUCAUGGCCGCUCAGAGAAAUCUCAUGGCCACUCAGAGAGAUUUCAUGGCCACUCAGGGAGAUCUCAUGGCCACUCAGGGAGAUCUUAUGGUCAAUCAGAGAGAUCUCAUUGCCAGUCAGAGAGAUAUGGAAGAUACUUUCCAGGAAGAAGAUUCAAAACAUCAUUCAAAAGUGAUUCUCAAUUUGACGGGCAUUUUACAAUAAAAAAAGGAAAUGACUUCUUUUACAAAAGGAUGCCUCAAAGAAAUGAUCCAAUGGAUAUGAAUCGAGAGAUAACACUGGAAGAUGAGUAUAACUCCUAUGAAACCAAAAGAAGUUAUACAAGAUAUGUGAGCCAUGGAGAGAAAAUCUUGUUUCUAAAGAAUAGAAAUGUUGGGGAGGAUUCUCUGUACCAGCCCAAAGGAGUAUACUUGAAAUUCAACUAUCAAGCACUGGGAAAUAAGACUAAGCUUUCGCUCAACGACAGAUUCUCUAAACUGGAAGCUAUGAGAAAACCAAGAGUUUUCCUCAACAACUGAAGACCAGAAUGUUCUUUCCUAGUGAAUUAUGUUCAAGAGCAUAUGCUUGUUCUUUCAAUAGUUACUCUCUUACUGUUCUUGUUAAAGUAUUUUUCUCUAUGUAAGUUUUAAUGUAAUCUGCCAAAAUUAAGCAAUUAAAUAAAUGUUUAGCUUUGUUUGCAUAAAAUAAUAGGAAAGAAAGCAACAAUGGAAAUGAUUUCAAAUGACAGAUGUUAGGAAAAUAGCUUUUUCAAAACUAAAUGUCUUUUCAAUGUUAGAGAAUUUGUUUCUUUGAUUUUAUUGGCCUAAAACCUGCAUGACUCCUAAGAAGCCUCCAUUUUAUCAGUAUAACAAAGUAGUUGAUAAGUAUCUUUUAUCUAUGCCACAAGUCAGUCUGUAACUUUGACUUCUAAUCUUUGGCUAUUAAAAUUUUACAUUUGUGUGCUAGCUUUUACAUUUU